Molecule: messenger RNA, 321 nt
Organism: Symbiodinium necroappetens
Lineage: Eukaryota; Dinophyceae; Suessiales; Symbiodiniaceae
Source: the annotation of a GenBank genome assembly
AUGGUGUACAUCAAUGACUUCGAAGAGUUUGAAGCCGCUGCGCAGGAGCUGUUCUCGCAGCAUCCUCUCAGGACCCGAUAUUUGGUCAAGUACCGUCACAAAGAGGGAAAGGCAAUCCUCAAAGUGACUAACGACAGGAUAUGCCUCAAGUUCCGCACGGAGCUCAUAGCUUUCCUCAAGCGCAUAGAGAAGUUCUCGCAGAACUGGGCCCGCUGGACCGUCACCAAGGAUCUGACGAAGCUCAGUGAGCCGGACGAGGAGCUCGAGGCGGCCAAAACAGCCGCCAAGCCGACAGCCAAAGCCAAGCGCCGGAAAGGCUGA